Molecule: messenger RNA, 6477 nt
Organism: Annulohypoxylon maeteangense
Lineage: Eukaryota; Fungi; Ascomycota; Sordariomycetes; Xylariales; Hypoxylaceae
Product: polyketide synthase
Exons: 3
Coding region: 1-6477 (2158 amino acids)
Biological process (GO): secondary metabolite biosynthetic process; fatty acid biosynthetic process
Molecular function (GO): phosphopantetheine binding; fatty acid synthase activity; 3-oxoacyl-[acyl-carrier-protein] synthase activity
Source: RefSeq, a predicted model, not a curated record
AUGGCGGACCAGAUGGCAUUUCUCCUCUUCGGAGACCAGAGUCUCGACACGCAUGGCUUCCUGGCCGACUUUUACAGACGAGGGAACCCGGGUGUUCUAUCGAAAGAAUUCCUUCGCCUAGCCGGCGAUGCUCUAAAAGAUGAGGUAGAGCGACUACCUCAAGAAGAACGACGAAACAUUCCUACCUUUAGAAAACUACAACAACUCAACGAGAAAUACCACGCACAACCAGUCAAGUUCCCAGGGAUCGACAGCGCCCUCUUAUGCAUAGCACAGCUGGCACAUUACAUCGACCGUUCCGAGAAGGAGCACGGAGAUGUUACCGACAAGAGCAACACGAAACUCUCCGGUCUUUGCACCGGCCUCUUCGCUGCAACCGCCAUUGCAUCGAGCCCGUCGCUUUCUACCCUCCUCCCGGUCGCCGUCCAAACCGUCUUGAUGGCAUUUAGGACAGGGUGUCACGUGGCUUCGUUAGCAGAACGACUUAGCCCGUCAACUGGAAAGUCAGAAAGUUGGACAUAUGUUCUCCCCGCCGCUCAGGAAGCGGAGGCGAAGUCUCUUCUGGCAGAGUUUCAUAAGGAGGAGGGAAUUUCACAAGCUGCACAUGCUUACGUGAGCGCCGUUUCUGCGAAUAACAUCGCAAUAUCUGGUCCGCCAGCUACGCUACAGGCUUUGUUUAGCAAAGAUCUGUUUGAAUCUAGACCGACAGCAAUCCCAGUAUAUGGUCCAUACCAUGCUCCACAUUUGCAUGGGCUAGUAGACAUUAGGAAGAUGCUUCGGCUUGACGACGAGGCUGUCACUACGGCUUUGGCAGGAUCAAAACCUCAGAGCGCUGUUAUGUCCUGCGUUACUGGCUUACCUUUUCCUGAGACCGAUACUAAAUCCCUUCUCGCGGCGGUGGUUCACGAGAUUCUCAACGAAGCCUUAAUAUUUCACAAAACUCUCAGCGGAAACGCGAAUGAGGCGCGGGACUUCAAAGGUUCCCGUAUUUUAGUGAUUCCAUAUGGCCCAACGCAGGCUGCCAGUACAUUGGCUAACGUCCUGCGGUCACAAACUAAGGCAGAGGUUAUCCUGAGGCCGACUCCUCAAGUUUCUCGCGAAACUACGUCGGCCUCCAUCGGAAACCACGGGUCUUCUGGCAACUGCAAGCUUGCUAUCGUUGGUAUGGCAGGUCGCUUUCCAGACUCAGCGAGCCAUGACGCGCUCUGGGACCUACUUUUGAAGGGAAUAGACGCCCACCGUAUUGUGCCCGCGGAUCGAUUCCCAGUUGAAACUCACUACGACCCGACUGGAAAGGCAAUCAACACAAGCCACACACCUUAUGGUAACUGGAUUGAGAACCCUGGUCACUUCGACCCGCGAUUUUUCAACAUGUCUCCUCGAGAGGCCUUUCAGACCGACCCGAUGCAGCGUAUGGCUUUGACGACUGCCUACGAGGCGCUUGAGAUGUCCGGCUAUGUACCCAACCGGACACCAUCGACAAGGCUAGACCGCAUUGGUACCUUCUACGGCCAGACAUCUGAUGACUGGCGAGAGAUCAACGCCGCGCAAGAGGUUGAUACCUAUUAUAUAACCGGUGGUGUAAGAGCAUUCGGCCCAGGCCGAAUAAAUUACCAUUUUGGCUUCUCCGGUCCUAGUUUGAACAUUGAUACCGCUUGUUCAUCUAGUGCUGCUGCUCUUCAAGUUGCUUGCACCUCUCUAAGGGCGAAGGAAUGCGAUACCGCCAUCGUUGGCGGUCUUUCCUGCAUGACAAAUUCGGACAUUUUCUCCGGGUUGAGUCGUGGCCAGUUUUUGUCGAAGGAGCAUAAUUGUAAUACCUUCGACAAUGACGCAGACGGCUAUUGCCGUGCCGACGGGUGUGCUUCAGUCAUUCUGAAGCGCCUAGACGAUGCGAUCUCCGACAAGGACAACAUUCUCGCUGUUGUUCUUGGCACCCAGACAAAUCACUCAGCAGAUGCUAUCUCUAUCACGCAUCCGCAUGGCCCGACUCAAUCUAUCCUCUCUUCGUCUAUCUUAGAUGAAGCUGGUGUUGAUCCGCACGAUGUAGACUACGUCGAAAUGCAUGGCACAGGCACCCAGGCCGGCGAUGGAACUGAAAUGGUCUCUGUGACUGAUGUUUUUGCUCCCGCCAGUCGACACAGGCCAGCUGACAGACCUCUCUUCCUCGGCUCUGUGAAGGCCAACGUAGGUCACGGCGAAGCUGCGUCCGGUGUUACUGCUCUCAUCAAAGUCUUGAUGAUGCUCAAGAACAAUGCCAUUCCUCCACAUAUCGGUAUUAAAAAGGAGAUAAACAAGACCUUCCCCUCAGAUCUAGGUGAACGCGGUGUAAACAUCGCGUUCCACAAGACUCCAUUCACCAGAAAGGACGGAAAGCCGAGGCGAGUUUUCGUCAAUAACUUCAGCGCCGCUGGUGGCAACACCGGUAUUUUGCUUGAAGAUGGCCCUCGCUACAAGACUGCUACUUUGGACCCUCGUACGCAACACGUUAUUACUGUCACUGCCAAGUCAAAGGCUGCUAUGAUCAGAAACGCUGAAAACCUUGUUCAGUGGAUGGAGGAGAAUCCUUCUACUUCCGUCUCCCACGUCGCGUACACUACGACGGCCCGUAAGAUCCAACACUAUUGGCGUAUGAAUGUGACCGCUUCCAGCCUCAUUGAGGCCCAAGAAGCGAUUAAGGAACGCUUAAAGUCUAACUUUGUCCCUGUUUCCCCAGAGCAACCUAAGGUUGCAUUCCUCUUCACAGGACAGGGAUCUCAUUAUGCCGGCCUCGGCAGGGAUCUCUAUGCACACUAUUCUAUCUUCCGCCGUGCCAUCGAUGAAUACGACCAACUUGCUCGUAUCCAUGGUUUCCCGUCAUUCCUUCCUCUCAUCGAUGGCACCGAGCCUGAGGUACAGAAACUCUCUCCCGUCAUCGUCCAAUUGGGUUUGGCUUCUUUCGAGAUGGCCCUCGCCAAACUCUGGAUGUCAUGGGGAAUUCGGCCUAGCGCUGUUCUGGGUCAUAGCUUAGGAGAGUACGCGGCUCUUCACGUCGCUGGUGUCUUGUCUGCUAGCGAUACCAUCUACCUCGUUGGCGCUCGUGCUAAGCUUCUUGUCGAAAAAUGUACUGCUGGCACUCAUGCGAUGUUGGCCGUCCAAGGCUCUGUUGAGACCGUCCAAGAGGCACUCGGGGAACGUGCCGCAGCGACUAACGUUGCAUGCAUCAAUGGCCCGCGAGAGACCGUCCUCAGUGGCACCUCCACAGAGAUUGCCGAGAUUGCUGAGCAACUUGGUAAUGCCGGUUUCAAGUGCACGCAAUUGAAGGUACCCUUCGCUUUCCACUCUGCCCAGGUUGAACCAAUUCUGGAUGAGUUCGAGAAAUUAGCCCGCUCAGUCCGCUUCCAAGAACCCAAGGUUCCAGUCAUUUCUCCCCUUCACGGCAAGCUCCUUGACGGCGAGCCAAUCAACCCUACCUACCUUCGCAACCACGCUCGUGACGCUGUCAACUUCCUUGGUGGCCUUGUUUCUGCUCAACAAUCUGGUGUUAUCGAUGAAAAGACCGCCUGGCUUGAGGUUGGCCCACACCCUGUGUGUGCUAACAUGGUGAAGGCAGCCUUCGGAGCUAGCACUAUUGCAGUCCCGACUCUUCGCCGCAAUGAGGCUACUUACAAGACAAUCAGUGCUACUCUGUGCACACUACACUCCGCUGGCUUGAACCUUGACUGGAACGAGUUCCACCGCGACUUUGACGCGUCAGUGCGCCUUUUGGAUUUGCCUACCUACUCCUUCGACCUCAAGAAUUACUGGCUACAAUAUACUGGUGACUGGUGUAUUACUAAGAACCGGGGCGCUUUGGCUGCACCUAAAGCGAUCGAGCCAGCCAGGCCGAGACUGUCCACCACUAGUGUCCAGAAAAUCACCAAGGAAGAAGUCAAGGGUGACAUUGCUAUUCUCGAGACUGAAUCAGACCUAGCCGAAGAGAACCUUCGAAAAGUAUGUCUUGGCCAUCGUUGCAACGGUGUCAUGUUAACCCCAUCGACUCUCUAUGCUGAUAUGGCGGAGACUAUCUGCGAAUAUGCUUACCAGCUUCUUCGCCCGGAUGUCAAGGAUAUCGGUAUGAAUGUCGCUCAUAUGGAAGUCUCUAAGACUCUUCUUUUCGAUGCCAAGGCAUCGAGCCAGGUAUUGCGCAUGGAAGUUAAGGCCAAUGCCGCUGAGAACGUCGCUGAUAUUACAUUCACGACUGGCGAAGGUGCCAAGAGGACUGAGCAUGCACUUUGCAAAGUCUACUACGGUAGCAAGGAAGAUUGGCUGGAUGAGUUCGAACGUGUCAACUACCUGAUUAGGGGACGUAUCGACGCACUCAAGGCCGCCGAAGAGCGUGGUGAGGCUUCGAAGAUCAGUAAGGGAAUUGCAUACAAGCUCUUUACUGCCCUCGUCGACUACUCCCCGCAGUACCAAGGCAUGCAGUCUGUCAUCCUCAACAGCAAAACCUGCGAGGCAAGUGCCAAAGUUGUAUUCCAAACUUCGCCCGCAGAUGGUACUUUCCGUACCGCCCCUUACUGGAUUGACUCCGUCUGCCAUAUCUCAGGCUUCAUCGUGAACGGUACCGAUGCUGUUGACUCUCGUGAGCAGGUCUUCAUUUCCCAUGGUUGGGGUAGCAUGAGAUUUGCCGAAAGACUCGAUGCCUCAAAAUCAUACCAGACCUACAUACGCAUGCAGCCUGUCAAAGGUACUAAGAUGAUGGCUGGUGAUGCCUACGUCUUUGAUGGAGAUAGACUCAUUGGUGUCGGUGGCGAUGUCCGCUUCCAGUCUAUCCCCCGCAAGGUUCUCAACAUCGUCCUUCCUAACCCCAAUGCCGUUGCUGCUCGCCCUGCUCUAGCUGCUAAGCCUGCCCCUGCUAAGGCCCCCGCGAAGGAGAAGAAACAAGUCACUAGCUCUAAUCUCCCAGCCGUAAACAAGAAACUAGCCCAGACCUCGGUGGUUUCCCAGGUCAUGGACGUUGUUUCGAAGGAGACCGGUGUUAGCCAUGACGAGUUGGCGGAUAACAUCGCGUUUGCUGACCUUGGUGUUGAUUCUUUGAUGGGUCUUACCAUCAGUGGACGCCUCCGUGAAGAGCUAGAGCUCAACAUUGACUCACAUGCCUUCAAUGACCAUGCCACGAUUGGCGCCUUCAAGAAGUUCCUUGCUCAAUUCGAAACUGCAGCACCAGUCGUUGUUUCAGAGUCCAGCGGUUCCAGUGGUACUUCUGACAGCGACGACGAUAUUGAGUCGGACUCGGAAGUUACCACCCCUGGCGAGAGCGACAAGGGUUCAGUAAAGGAAGACUCCGCACCAGCUGACUCUGGAAGCAAUAGCGAGCUUCAACAGAUGGUUCGUGACACCAUUUGCGCUGAGAUGAGUGUCGAGGUCGAGGAAGUAAUCGCAGCCCCCGAUUUAGCUGCACUGGGAAUGGACUCGCUCAUGAGCCUGUCUAUCCUCGGCAUCCUCCGUGAGAAGACUGGCUUGAACAUCCCCAGCGACCUUCUAGGCCACAACCCAUCUCUAAAGGAUAUCGAGCGAAUGCUUGGCAUCGAAGACAAGCCUAAGCGUGCCGCUGCCGCACCUAAGCCUGCAGCUCCAAAGGUGUCCAAGACUAAGUCCCAGUCGAAGACUAUUACCAAGACCCAGACUGUGACGGUAACCAAAUCGUCUGUUCCUGAUGCCUACCCCCACCGGAAAGCAACAUCCGUGCUUCUCCAAGGCAACCAUCGUACUGCCACUAAGCAACUCUUCAUGAUCCCUGACGGAAGUGGCAGUGCUACCUCGUACACGGAGAUCUCCGAGCUCGGCUCAGACGUCGCCGUCUGGGGCAUGUUCUCGCCCUUCAUGAAGACCCCAGAGGAGUAUAAGUGCGGUGUUUAUGGGAUGGCGACCAAGUUCAUCCAGGAAAUCAAGCGCCGCCAGCCUGAAGGUCCCUAUGCCGUCGCUGGUUGGUCAGCAGGUGGGGUGAUCGCAUAUGAAAUUGUCAACCAGCUUACCAAGGCCGGAGACGAAGUUUCUAACCUCAUCAUCAUCGAUGCCCCUUGCCCUAUCACCAUCGAACCCCUCCCUGCCGGCCUUCACGCCUGGUUUGCGGAGAUCGGUCUUCUUGGCGAGGGUGACAGUCCCGAGGAGAAGAAGAUUCCGUCUUGGCUUCUGCCUCAUUUUGCUGCUUCGGUCACCGCCUUAUCUAACUACACUGCCGAGCCGAUUGCCAAGGAGAAGUGCCCUAAGGUUACGGCCAUCUGGUGUGAGGAUGGUGUCUGCAAACUACCCACAGACCCCCGACCUGACCCUUACCCUACCGGUCACGCUCUCUUCCUCCUUGAUAACCGAACUGACUUCGGUCCUAACCGCUGGGACGAGUACCUUGACGCCGAGAAGAUGACCUUCCACCACAUGCCCGGAAACCAUUUCUCGAUGAUGCACGGCGACCUUGCUAAGCAGCUCGGUAGCUUCAUGAAGGAAGGCAUCCACUCUUAG